AUGGAGGACGCUGGGGCGCUAGGCCAUUUAUUCCGAUCCGUUCAUGAUCCUGCGACGAUCGAAAAACGGCUGCAGUUGUUUUGGCUUGUCAGAAAAGACCGGGUCUCCAGAACCCAGAUCAUGGCAAGUGUUAGAGCCGGUAGGGAAAAGAAGUGGAGCAGGAGCUUAAGAAGUAUGCCGAUCCGCCAGGAUCAGCCGUUCCGUCUACACACCAAGAACGAACUGACCACGACUAUGAUUAUGAUGUUUUCGCAAAAUGUGAGGAAGUACUUUUAG
This is a messenger RNA of Letharia columbiana, 276 nucleotides long. RefSeq lists its product as uncharacterized. Lineage: Eukaryota; Fungi; Ascomycota; Lecanoromycetes; Lecanorales; Parmeliaceae. The coding region runs from base 1 to 276 and encodes 91 amino acids. The record is from RefSeq and is a predicted model, not a curated record. The transcript is spliced from 2 exons.